Molecule: messenger RNA, 753 nt
Organism: Oikopleura dioica
Lineage: Eukaryota; Metazoa; Chordata; Appendicularia; Copelata; Oikopleuridae
Source: the annotation of a GenBank genome assembly
AUGAAUACGAAAAAUAAAGAGAUAAACUACGGCACGUUUAUGCUGAAUAAAGAAAGCUCAGACGAAUUUGUCACGUGCAAUGAAAUUUCAUCCAGAGCCCCAUCGGUAGCUGAGACAAACACGAAUAUUUCUCAGUACACUUGGAUCAGCGCCGAUUUCAUCGAAAAGGCGCGGCAAAAGUUCGACGACAUCAUUGAACGAUCAAAAGUCGACGAGUUUUUCCGAGUUUUCAAAUAUAUUUUCAUAUUCUGCGGCCCAAAAGGCAAAGCCGACACGAAAAACGAAGGCCCCUACGAUGGAUCCGGCAAAAUCGUCCCGAUCGACGGAAAAAUGCCCUUUUGGGACAUUCCCUACGACAUGGGCACGAAUGAAGCUGUCAUCGGCGUCGAUCUCGAUCAAAGAUGUUUUCUUCCAAAAUAUGAGAGCGAAGGAAAAGACGCAAGAAAAGCUCAAAAGCUCAUUUCAAAAGCUGCUGAUGCUAUCCACCGAAAUCCGAAUAACAAAAUGCGAAAAUGUGCUGUGCCCGAUACAGAGCCAGUCCCAGAAUGGAUUCAAUCCAAGUUUCAGACGCUUGAAAAUUCGCCCAGAUCAAUCCUAAAUUUCGACCACGGGAUCACAGCGCUUCGAGGCUUGAUCGAAGCUUACAUUGGAGAGUGCAAGAUCGGUUCGGUCUGGUGGCCAAGACGAAUCGAGAAGUUUCUGACUAAGCUCAACGACGCCGCUUGUGAUCCGUGGAACGAAGAUUGUCGAUAA